UGCUGUGAGGAGACGAUCGCAGCAGCGAGGAGGAGGAGGAGGCUUUUCAGAGCAAGAAGGGAGAACGGAAGACUGCGCGGUUCUCCCCUUAAUAUGAACGCUCUUUUAUCCUGAUGCAGCGACGCGGGAGGACAUGCAGUCAAAGCUGAUGUUGCGACGCGCGGGGUGCUGAUACAAAUUCCUGCAAUUUUACGAAAAAUAGCAUUUUUUUGUCGAUUAAAGAAGCGUCGCUUGCGAAGGCCUGGGUAUUUUGUAAUAAUUACUGCAGGGUGACAGAAUUUAUUUCCUUGCCCGCUGAGUGUUACGUAAUAGAGGCUGUAUCUGUCCAAGGUGCUGAACUGAACGGCCGAAGCCUAAAACGAGACAAGCUGAGGGGAAUUCUCAACCUUGCAAGGUCAAAGGCCUGUCAGUCGCGAGGAGUUAAGGACCCCCAUCUUCCUGGAUCAGACGGGAAGCUAACUCGUUUUUAUUCCCGUUUCUUUUUAAUUUUCCCCACUGGUGAAAUAUUUGGGAGCAGACUGAUUUCCCGGAGAGAAAAUGUCGGGGCAGACGCUCACGGAUCGCAUUGCCGCUGCGCAGUACCAGCUAACGGGAUCGGACAUGGCCCGGGCUGUCUGCAAAGCCACCACUCAUGAAGUGAUGGCGCCCAAGAAAAAGCACCUGGAAUACUUGGUGUCAGCCACCAACACCACCAAUGUAAACAUCCCUCAGAUGGCUGACACACUGUUUGAACGAUCCACCAACGCCAGCUGGGUGGUCGUCUUCAAGGCUCUCACCACCACUCAUCACAUAUGUGUCCACGGCAAUGAGAGGUUCAUUCAGUACCUGGCGUCCAGGACCUCCCUGUUUAACCUCAGCAAUUUCAUUGACAAAACCGGCUCUCAUGGCUAUGACAUGUCUACAUUCAUCAGGCGGUAUGCAAGGUACCUGAACGAGAAAGCCUUUGCCUACCGCCAGAUGGCUUUUGACUUCACCAGAGUCAAGAAAGGCGCCGAGGGAGUGAUGAGAACAUUGGCCACUGAGAAGCUGCUGAAAGGCAUGCCCGUUCUGCAGACUCAGAUCGACACCCUCCUGGAGUUUGAUGUUCAUCCCAAGGAGCUGAACAACGGGAUCAUCAAUGCUGCCUUCUUGCUUCUCUUCAAAGAUCUGGUCAAACUGUUUGCUUCCUACAAUGAUGGAAUCAUCAAUCUGUUAGAAAAAUUCUUCAAGAUGAAAAAAAGUGACUGUAAGGAGGCCUUGGAGAUUUACAAGAGGUUUCUGACCAGGGUGACGAAAAUCGGUGAAUUCAUGAAGCUAGCUGAGACAGUUGGAGUUGACAAAAAUGACAUUCCUGACAUCAACUACGCUCCCAGCAGCAUCCUGGAGUCUCUGGAAACACACAUGAAUGGUCUGGAAGACGUAAAAGGUGGAAAGAAGGGGUCUCCAACGAAGGGAUCUCCAACAAACAACGUGUCUCCAACGUCAACUCCUGCCAAAUCUUCAAACGCUGUUCCCACACUGCAGCCUCCUCCUGGGGAGAGUGCCGCUGCUGCCCCUGAACCAGCUGAAGAUUCUCUGUUGGAUCUGGAUCCUCUCGCCUCUACUGGUCCUGCUGCAACAUCUGCUGCCCCGACAUCUUGGGGAGAUCUUCUCGGAUCAGAAAUGGGCGAUUCCUUGCUAUCUGAACCCCCACUCACCGUAGAGCCCGCCCCCUCCUCUGCAGCAGCAACGCCCACUCCUGCAGCGACAGAACCCGGAGUCUCUCUAGCUCCUCCCACUAGCACAGCAGCUGCCACUUCCACUGGUGCCGCCAAUAUGGAUCUUUUGGGAGGUCAGUGGGCUUCCAGAAAAUUCUCUACUAAGGAUUCACUCUGGAAAGCUCAACCUUUAAAACCACCUCACAGCACGACAACACAGAUGAUCGCACUCAGAUACACAAAGAAGGAAAAAUGUCAACAGCAGUUGCACAUGCCACCCAUUUUCUCCUCUCAAUUGUCUCAAACGUGUAAUUACUCACUGAUCACCUGUAAAUGGACAAUAGAGAGCUAAUUAUGGCAGUCAGGUGUCAUCAUUUGCUAAAGUAUGUAAGGGCAACUGAGAAAAGAAAAUUGUAAAAAGGAAGUGUGGAGGGGAAAGUCGAAAUGUCAAGGAAAAAUGUAAGAAGUAAAAAGUAGGGAAUUUUCUGGGAAACGAAGCACAGUCCUGAGCACAGUUAAAACUACCUUUAAUCCUUCACAAUAAGAGUCUCAAAUGUACCCACUUGCAUCUGAAGCUUUUAGAAAUAGUUUAUAAUGACUUUUCCAUGGUAAAAUUCAGAUCAUUAUAGUAAGUUUUAGAUCCAAUCAGCUAUGUUUGAGACUUGUAUUAUUAAGAAACCUGUUAAGAUCACAGCUUGUAAUCAAUAAAAUGCCAAAUUUUUAUUGUUUGUGUAGAAAAAACAAACCCAGAACCACAUAUUUGACAUUGUUAACUAUUUUUCCUAAAGAUGUAUUUUAAUUUUUUCUUGACAUUAAAUUUCAUCCUCAUUCUUUCUCUUCUCAGUGACACUAGAUCUUCAACACGGUAAUUUAGUUCAAUUGUGAUUUUAAAAUAGCGACUUUAGAGACAUCUCAAUUGAAAUUAAUGAAUUAAAUCAACUUACUUCGAAAUUAAAGGACAACCAUGAAAAAGCUACAUCAAACAAUUACUUAAAGUCAUUUUCACAUUAUAUAAAAAGAUGUUUUUUUAAAUAUUAAGUAACUAUUUAUGAUUAUUCCAUUGCUUUCAAACACACUGAGACUUUCUUCAUUUCUGAUUUUUUUCAUCCAAUGUGGUAGACUUGAUUGUAAUCUUUUUAAAAUGGUCCUAAAUGAAACUUUGUUAAUAUUUGGAAAUGUUUGUUGGAAUAUUUGCAUAUCUGUCCAGGUUAGCUGCUUUUUUUUAACUUGUUUUUGGUUCAGAUCCUUUAUGUUUAUUAAGUCCCUUCACUUUGACUUAUGAAUUAUUCACACAUGAGAGAGAACCAGUGUUUUAAAUUAGCCUUUAAGGCUAAUGGGCUCGACACACGGGAGGCGACAUCGCCUCUCCUCCUUUCAUUUUCAAUGAGACAUGCGCGACAAAGCGAUAAUCGCGGGUCUCCCUCCUACUAAGCGAAACGCGACAAACGUGCGUGUAAAAUUUUGCGCUUGUGCACGUGUCGUGCACAGGCGACCCAGCGACACGAUCCCAGAAAGUUGAAACAUUUUCAACUUUUCAUCACUGUCGCUCGGACGAGGACCAAUCAACGGAGGUUUCAUUCACUGACCAAUGAGCGGACAGGAUGCUCCGUACAUCUCCGAGCAAUCAUGGAGGAGAAGUUGAUUAUUGUUAUGUUUUAUAGUAAAAUCAGAAGUAAGAUUUCACAUAACUCUAGCAGCACCUUGUGAAACAUCAUAUCUACCGCUUUAUUAACUCUGAACCGCUUAAAUAACCUUAAUUCCCUCCAACCUGACACAGCCAAACAAAACAACGGAAGAUUCGAUUUCGCCGUGGAAAGGAAUGCGUAGACGGCUUUGCCGCUGGCCGCUGCCUCGUGUCGCCUCCCGUGUGUCAGGUAAGCGACAGCGACGAAUUUUGCUGAUCGCGGUCGUUUGUCGCCUCCCGUGUGUCGAAAUUUAUUUUUUGUAUUAAAACAUUUUUUGUAACUUUUGCUAAAAGACAUCGACCACAUGUUUUUGCCAGUUUCCUUCCACAUUUUAAGCAGAUGUUGCACAAAAUCCAUAGUUGGGUAUUAAAGUCAAAAUGAUAAAGUCAGAAAGCCUGACGAGAAACCGAUUAAGACUCCUUUAAAAAGAUUACUAGAAAGUCGGGCUGCUUGAAAGUAAACAACAACAAAGAAAUCAGGAGGUUUAAACUGCAUGAUACAUUCUUAAAACCACCGUUUAUUUUCUGAUCCUCGCACACAUUUAGCUUGAAAUUCACCUCAGAGUUGCACAACACUGCACGGUUCAGCGCUGGCUAACAUAUAAACAUGGUGCUUCCUUCAUUUCUCCACAUGCUUGUUGUUUGAUCGGUUGGCAUGCUUUUCCUUGACCUCUGCGAAAAGCAUUGAUACCAAACGCCGUGACAUAGCCACGCCUACAGAUGGCUGCUGCAACAUUUGCAGAUAACUGGCUCACUCAGCUCUUUGUGCUUUAGAUGAAUCCUUGCUGUUUAGUGCCUCCUGUCUGUGACAUUUGUCCACUCACCUGUCAGUCGCUGAUGGAUUUUACAGUC
This is a messenger RNA of Nothobranchius furzeri (turquoise killifish), 4212 nucleotides long. The record is from RefSeq and is a predicted model, not a curated record. Lineage: Eukaryota; Metazoa; Chordata; Actinopteri; Cyprinodontiformes; Nothobranchiidae.